AUGCGCACGAAGCUGCCGCGCCACGCGUACUUCGCGCGCACCGCUCGCACCAGGUGCAGGUGUUUGAGAGUUCUGCCAGGGGAAGAGGCGCACGAAGCCGCCGCGCCACGCGUACUGCGCGCGCACCGCCGGCACCAGGUGCAGGUGUUUGAGUGUGUACUGACCGAGGUACUGCGCGUACUUCUGCCAGGAGUUCUGCGAGGGGAAGAUCCGCACGAAGCCGCUGCGCCGUGCGUACUGCGCGCGCACCGCCCACACCAGGUGCAGGUGUGUGAGCGUGUACUGACCGAGGUACUGUGCGUACCUCUGCCAGGAGUUCUGCGAGGGGAAGAUGCGCACGAAGCCGCCGUGGCACUCAUACUGCGCGCGCACCGCUCGCACCAGGUGCAGUUGUUUGAGUGUGUACUGACCGAGGUACUGCGCGUACUUCUACCAGGAGUUCUGCGAGGAGAAGAUGCGCACGAAGCCGCCGCGCCACGCGUACUUCGCGCGCACCACCCGCACCAGGUGCAGGUGUUUGAGUGUGUACUGACCGAGGUACUGCGCGUACUUCUACCAGGAGUUCUGCGAGGGGAAGAUGCGCACGAAGCCGCCGCGCCACGCGUACUGCGCGCGCACCGCCGGCACCAGGUGCAGGUGUUUGAGUGUGUACUGACCGAGGUACUGCGCGUACUUCUGCCAGGAGUUCUGCGAGGGGAAGAUGCGCACGAAGCCGCUGCGCCGUGCGUACUGCGCGCGCACCGCCCGCACCAGAUGCAGGUGUUUGAGUGCGUGUACUGA
Messenger RNA from Parnassius apollo (apollo), 780 nucleotides. NCBI's taxonomy places the organism in Eukaryota, Metazoa, Arthropoda, Insecta, Lepidoptera, Papilionidae. The record is from the annotation of a GenBank genome assembly.